AUGGCUUCAGUGCCAGAUUUAGCUCCGUUUCUUAGGAAACCUCGUAUGGGCGUCCCUCAAAAAGUUCGUCCGGUGAUGAAAUUAGAGUGGAAUAAACUAUUGGCUGAAGCCACUGAAAAAGAUGUUGAGUUAAAAAAAGAUAGCAUUGAUGAUGAAGUUUAUUACGAUGAUGAUUUUGAGUUUACAGGGGAAAAUGAAUCAAAUGUCAAAACUAAUUCUGAAGAAAAUCAAGAAGGAAAGCCUUUGAAUUUGUGUAGCAAAUCUCACACCCUUCCGGGUUCUAGCAUUUCUUUUCAGAAAAAUAUUGACAUUCUAGAUUUAUCUGCUAAGAAGGUUAUGCCUGAAAAUAAAAAUGUUAGAAAGUCUAGUGAAUUUAAAAAAAAUAGUAAUUCUAGUUCAUUUUCUAACUUUCAAUUAAAUGAUUUUUCUAAUGAAAAAAUUAUAAAAGAAACAACUAGUAAUAACAGUAAAGAAGUUCAGGACUGCAAUGUUGAAAAUAAAGAAAACUUUAAUAGCAAUUACUUAAAAAAUAUAUAUUGCACACCGUCUAACACUAAGCCUCCAAUUUCUGAACAUAAUGGGAAAAAUUUUCAAGAAAAUGACUUGAUUAAAAGUUGUAAAGUGAAAGAUGUUCAGAAUAAACCAAAUUUAAUUUUUUACAGUGAAAAAAAACUAACAUCAAAGAAUGCCUUAUUGGAAAAAGAAAAAAUUAUCAAAGAAGAAAUUAUUAGAAAACAGGAUUUAAUUUUAAAAAAAGGGAAACCAGAAAUGAAUGAUAAAAUCAAAAAUAUUUCUGAAAAAAUGGUCAAAACUAAACCAUCAUCACAAGUUGCUACCCCAGUUUCUAAAUUUGCUGUUCCUGCUACUCCUAAAUCUAAAGAAUCAUCAAAAGUUUUAGUAAUUAAUAAAAAAUCUUAUCAAAUUUUAGCACCUCUCGGAAAAGGUGGAUCUAGCAAAGUUUAUUUGGUUCUUAAUUCUGAAAAUGAAUUAUUAGCUGUUAAAUGUGUUAGGUUAUCGGAUGUCUCGGAAAGUACCAAAAAUGAUUAUCUAAAUGAAAUUCAACAUUUGAUGAAAAUGCAACACUGCAAACAUGUUAUAAAACUUUAUGAUCACCAAUACCUUAGUUCUCAAAAAAUAUUAUUUGCUGUAAUGGAAAGGGGUGAAACAGAUUUAUCAAGAUUUUUAAAAGACAAAGCAUCCAGCGAUGAAGGUAUUUCUCCAGAGCUGAUUAUGUAUUAUUGGACAGAAAUGCUAAUGGCUGUCAAAAGCAUUCACGAUAACAAUAUAAUUCACAGAGAUUUAAAACCAGCAAACUUUCUUUUAGUUUCCGGUCGAUUAAAAUUAAUAGAUUUUGGUAUAGCUUCUUCUAUACAAACAGAACAAACAAGCAUUUUAAUGGAAUCGCAGUCAGGUACAUUUAAUUAUAUGAGUCCGGAAGCAUUGCAAGAUUUAGGUUUCGAUAAUAAAAUAGUGUUGAAGAUCGGUCGAAAAACAGAUGUUUGGUCAUUGGGAUGUAUUUUAUAUUAUUUUCUAUACAAAAAAACUCCAUAUCAGGAUUUGGUGAAACCUCUGCAUAAGUUAAAAGCAAUUACUGACCCAAAUUAUUCAGUACCUUUUCCAAAAAUAUCCGGAGUUCCAGAUAUUCUCAUUGAAUCGUGUAAAAGAUGUUUGAUACACGACACGAAAAAACGAGCAUCCAUCGAAGAAUUAUUAGCAUUUAGAAAUCGUCCUCUUUUUUCGUUAUCUCAGGUUUUGGGAAAAUUAAAGGAUAUACUUGAUCCGAACGAAUAUAAGAAAGCAGAAAAUGCUUUCGAAGAUGCUUCUAACCGAAUGAAAGGCUAA
This is a messenger RNA of Pediculus humanus corporis (human body louse), 1842 nucleotides long. RefSeq names its product cAMP-dependent protein kinase catalytic subunit, putative. Lineage: Eukaryota; Metazoa; Arthropoda; Insecta; Psocodea; Pediculidae. The transcript has 7 exons. Gene Ontology annotation, molecular function: ATP binding; protein serine/threonine/tyrosine kinase activity; protein serine/threonine kinase activity. Bases 1 to 1842 code for a protein of 613 amino acids. Gene Ontology annotation, cellular component: nucleus; spindle; kinetochore. Gene Ontology annotation, biological process: meiotic spindle assembly checkpoint signaling; peptidyl-serine phosphorylation; protein localization to kinetochore. The record is from RefSeq and is a predicted model, not a curated record.